CCUGGUGGAGCUUUUAGUAUUUACAUCAAUAUUAUCUGAAGCGUAUCCGACGCUGCUGCCCAGCACAGACAGCCAGACAGGGAGUCCACCCGUCGGUAGGACAGCUUUUAAUUUAUUUUUUUCUGUUUUUUUCUGUUGUCGGUUCCAGUCACGACUUCUUUUGUGCAUUUUGGAGCUGUUUCCUGUGAUGCUGGCGAGUGAUGUCCGUCUACCGUGUGCACUGCAGUGGUGCGCAGCUUCGCCUGGAGAAACACCUGUGCGCCGGUCCCUUCUACACUGGCCACAGAAAUGAAUGCUGAGUAGAGAACAGAUAACCCUAAGGCGUGGUGUCUGUCUGCAUUUGUCUGAAAGAGGAGGAGAGGGAGCAGCAGAAAUACCACACAGCCAGACAUCAUGCAACGCGAAACCUUCCCUCGCUGCAAAGUGCUGAGAUGUUGGGCCUGAAGAGCGAGUGUGUCAGAUCAAAUCAGCAGACUGUUUACAUCAUGGAAGGGCGAUAAGGGCUGCUUGACACUAGACCGAAGGCCCUGUGCGUGGUUUACGGCCCCUUUCAGUCACAAUCAAGAAAAGACGCAUUCACUGAUCCUCUUCAUCGCUUUGAAUUUCCUCCGCUGUUCAGCAAUCCAGAAACAGGCCAAAUGGAGUGGUCACUAGAGAGUGUGAGGGAGAUGGUGGCUGGAGGGAUGCAGUCUAUAAGGGAGUGUGAGAUCUGUGCUUUUGCAAUAGCCAUGUGUGUGCUGCUGCUGUUUAUGUGGUAUUGUUACAGGGUGGGCCGGGAGCAUGGCUCCAGUCCUCUGCGUGGGAGGUACCUAACCGGUCCUGGACGGAUUGGAGGGGUUGUGGGGGGCUUCAUGAGUUCAGACUGUCGUGGUAGGGGAAAAGGGAAGCAUGGGUCCAUGUCGGAGGAGCAGAACGGCUUCGCUUUCUGUCAGUCAUCAGAGUGCUUCCGCUGUACCAGCGCUGGAGAGAGUCUGAACCAGAGGCUCUAUCACAGCUUGCAGGAAUAUGCCAAGCGCUAUACCUGGUCAGGUAUGGGCAGGGUGCACAAAGGAGUUCGAGACCAAGGCCGGUACCUUAACAGCCGACCAACCAUCCAGCGGCCGGAGGUAUUCUUCCUCCCUGACCUGCCGUCAGCACCUUUCUUCUCCAGAGAAGUGCAGAGACACGACGUGGAGCUGCUUGAGCAGAGCUUCCCUGCCCUUCUGGCUGAGUUUGAGAGCAUCUACCACCAGCCUCCAGGCCGCAGCGGCUCCUCCCUCCCGCCAGGGUGGAAGGCCAACGGUACUCCUCGUGGGCAGUGGUGGACCUACUACCUGGUCAACCAAGGCACCCCUCUGGUUCUAAAUGUCAGGAGAUGUCCACGAGCCUGGAGGGUGCUGGGCCAGCUGCGCACCUUCAUCUCCAACAACGUGUUUGGCAACGCCUGCUUCUCUGUACUGACGCCUGGGGCGCUCAUCACUGAGCAUUACGGCCCAACAAAUGUCAGGCUCCGAUGCCACCUGGGUCUCAGAGUGCCCCCUUCCUGUGAACUUGUGGUUGGUGGAGAGCCACAGUGCUGGUCUGAGGGCAGCUGUUUGCUUUUCGACGACUCCUUCCUUCACAGGGCGUUCCACGAGGGCGUUCCAGAGGACGGCCCAAGGGUGGUUUUCAUGGUGGACCUGUGGCACCCCAACGUGGCCGCUGCUGAGCGACAAGCGUUGGACUACAUUUUUACGCCAGGCCGUCUAGAGGACAGGGAGGGGAAAUAGGUGUGAGUGAGAAACCAUGUCCAAGCAAGAGACAGAUGGCAUUUAGGGAGGUGUCUGUAGGCUCGGGGAGCAACUCCUUGUUUUUUUGUUUUUUUUUCUGCCUUCAGACCAGCUCUCACAUUCACUGUGUACAUAUUCUCCAGCUCAUACAGUCUUGCUCUUAACGCCUCUUAGCAGAUGACCAAACAUUGGGCCUCUUUCAUCAAGCACAUUUUUGCCCGUCUAGUUGUAUAAAAUGCAGCCAUACUUAAAAGUGCACACCUGCAUUUUUUUAUUUAUUUAUUUUUUUAGAACUUAGUAGGUGCACACUAGAUCAUGCAUCCGUUUUUAUUAAUGUGUAUUAGCACCGUAGCAGGGACCUUUCAGCUCAUUUCUUGCUGUUUUUUGCUUUAUUUUGAAUCACUGAAUGUUUAUUUCCAUAUCGAUGAAUGACUUGACCCAACAGCAAAAAUUGUGCCCAGCAAUCACUUUCCAAUAAUCCAUUUUCUCUAACAAUCCUGGCGCAAUCCUAUGUCUUGGAUUUUAUGUUAAAUUUAUGUUAUUUUAGUUGCUACUUAAAAAAAAAAAAAUCCAACAGUAUACUCUUUGCAAGCCAAGUAAUAACCUGUCAUUCUGUUUCAGAUGUGUUUCACAGCACAUGUGGGUCCAUAGGUCAAUCUGUUCUAUUAACUACAAAAGAACUGAAGUCACUGUGUAAGAAUUAAAGAGCCCUUACUUCCUUCUAGGCCUUAGGAAAGGCAAAUGGUGACAUCCAACAUUAAAAGGAAACCUAUUAGCUCAUUUUUAACUCCAUAAUAUUUUUCUGAAACUCCACUAGAGUAAUCCUUCUAUCCUUCUUUAUCUUUUACAGUUCACACUCUGUCUGAAACAAGCCAUUUUUAAGAGCCACAGUUCUGGCUGUGCCUGAGAUGACCAAAUAAGGAAAACUUUGCCGAGCUGAUGUCAGUCGAGGAAAAGAGUGCAAAAAACUGUUGGAGGUGAAGCAUUUAGAGCUGUGUGAAUCCUGAGCCUCUGACCUAAAGGGAUUACGUUUCCAUACCUUUACCUCAUUAUUUAAACCUCUUUCCGUGUUUAAUUUGGGAAUCCAAAUUUAUAUAUAUCCAGUUUAUUAGGCACACCUAUUUAGCAUUUAGCAUCAUCUAGACAUGGUUGUGAGAACCUGUUGGUGCUCAAACUGAGCAUCAGCAUGGGAAAGAAAAGUGAUUUAAGUGACUUUGAACGUGGCAUGGUUGUUGGUGCCAGUCAGGCUCAUCUGAGUAUUUCAGAAACUCUAGGGUCACGGU
This is a messenger RNA of Archocentrus centrarchus (flier cichlid), 3031 nucleotides long. It is a transcript of the gene asphd2, whose product is annotated as aspartate beta-hydroxylase domain containing 2. Gene Ontology annotation, cellular component: membrane. The record is from RefSeq and is a predicted model, not a curated record. The transcript has 4 exons. Bases 639 to 1748 code for a protein of 369 amino acids. NCBI's taxonomy places the organism in Eukaryota, Metazoa, Chordata, Actinopteri, Cichliformes, Cichlidae.